Sander lucioperca (pikeperch) is the source of this 3818-nucleotide messenger RNA. RefSeq names its product sialoadhesin-like. The coding region runs from base 135 to 2285 and encodes 716 amino acids. The transcript has 15 exons. The record is from RefSeq and is a predicted model, not a curated record. Lineage: Eukaryota; Metazoa; Chordata; Actinopteri; Perciformes; Percidae.
UUUUCAUGAAACCUGGUGAAAGGGUGUAGAUCGGCCCUAGGAAGAAACCAUUACAUUUUGGAGCGGAUCCGAACUACGGUUUUCUAACAACAGAGGAGAGGCAUCUUUAAAGACGACGUCCGUCUUCAUUAGAGAUGAGAGGAGCAGCUAUGAGUUUAACUGCAGCAGCGAGUGGAUUUGUUGUCUUCCUUCUCUCUGUGUCAGUGAUACAGGGUCAGAAUGGCUGGGGAGUGACUUACACCUCUACUCAGAUCUGUGCUGUUAAAGGAUCAACAGUGAACAUACCCUGCAGCUACACAUACCCAUCCAGAAUAAAUGGCCUUGUUACCAAAGUUGAGAAAAGAUUCUGGUUUACUGAGUUAAAUAAUGGUGAACCCGUGGAUCUAACAACAACUUCAGAGUAUUCAGGUCGUGUGCAGUAUAACAGUAAAAACAACGUCUGCUCUCUGAGAAUCUCAGACCUGAGAGAGAGAGACUCAGCUGAGUACAAGUUCAGGUUCACAACAAACCAUUUAACAGGGAAAUAUACUGGUUCACCUGGAGUCACUCUGUCUGUUACAGGUCUCCAGGUGCAGGUGAGCAGAUUAAAGGUUUACUGGUCCUCUAACUGGGCAGAGCUGAAGUGUCAGAGCAGUUGUCCUCUACCUGGUCAUCCUUCCUACGUCUGGUACAAGAAUGGACAGAACAUUCAGGGACAAACAUCUGAUUCUUAUUCAGCCUACUUGGAUCCUGCAGACAGCUUUUCCUGUGCUGUAAGAGGACAUGAGGACUUCCCCUCUCCUUCAGUGGUGAUAAAGGGUCAGUAUGGCUUGGGAGUGACUUACACCUCUACUCAGAUCUGUGCUGUUAAAGGAUCAACAGUGAACAUAUCCUGCAGCUACACAUACCCAUCAGCUGUAGGUGAUGUUGAUACUACAGUUGAGCAGAGAUUCUGGUUUAUUCAACAGUUUGUGGAUCUGACAACAGUCUCAGAGUAUUCAGGUCGUGUGCAGUAUCACUCUGAAAACAAGGACUGCUCUCUGAGAAUCUCAGACCUGAGAAAGAGAGACUCAGCUGAGUACAAGUUCUGGUUCAUAACAAACCAAGGUGGGAACUAUGUCGGUUAUCCUGGAAUCACUUUGUCUGUUACAGAUCUCCAGGUGCAGGUGAGAAGAUUAGAGGUCUCCUGGUCCUCUAACUGGGCAGAGCUGAAGUGUCAGAGCAGUUGUCCUCUACUUGGCCGUCCUUCCUACGUCUGGUACAAGAAUGGACAGAACAUUCAGGGACAAAGAUCUAAUUCUUAUUCAGCCUCCUUUUAUCCUGCAGACAGCUUUUCCUGUGCUGUAAGAGGACAUGAGGACUUCCCCUCUCCUUCAGUGUAUGGUCCAAAGCUUCCCUCUGUGUCAGUGAGUCCCUCUGCUGAGAUAGUGGAGGGCAGUUCAGUGACUCUGACCUGUAGCAGUGAUGCUAACCCAGCAGCUAAAUACACCUGGUACAAGGAGAAGCCAGACUCUAAAUAUCUCAGUAAAGGACCACGGCUCAUCUUCAGCUCCAUCCGGUCCUCUGACUCUGGACAGUAUUACUGUACAGCUGAGAACGAGCUGGGGACGAAGACGUCUCAAUACAAAUUUAUUGAUGUGAAAUAUGCUCCAAAGCUUCCCUCUGUGUCAGUGAGUCCCUCUGCUGAGAUAGUGGAGGGCAGUUCAGUGACUCUGACCUGUAGCAGUGAUGCUAACCCAGCAGCUAACUACACCUGGUACAAGGAGAAUGAAGACUCACCAAAAGCAUCAGGACAGAUCUUCACCAUCACUGACUUCAGAGCUGAACACAGUGGGAAUUAUUACUGUGAAGCCCAGAACAGAAGAGGACGUCAGAACUCCACCUUACAUCUGACUGUUGUAGCAGAUCACCAUAUCUCAGGAGCAAGUCCGUUAAUAGCUGCUGGAACAAUCAGUGUUGUUCUCCUGGCUGUCCUAUCCCUCUCUGUCUUCCUGUGGAUCAGAAAGAGGAGGGCUUCCAGGGCCUCGUCUGGACCAGACAACAGGGAACAGUGUGUACCUGAUCAGAGUGAGCCAGAGGAGCAGGUUGACCUUCAGUACGCCACCAUCCACGUCUCCAACAGCCAGGCAGAUCCUCUGUACUCCAACAUCAGAGCUGCUCAGCCCCUCAGACACAGGGAGCAACAGGAAGCUGUUGAGUACGCUGCUGUCAGGUUCAACAGUGACAGUACUGCCCCGAGAACCAGAGGUCGGGACACUGGAGAGGAUCCAGCUGCUUUGUACAGCACAGUCAACAAGACCCGAUGAACACAACAGGCAUUUCAUUAAUAGUCUGAUAUUUUUUCUUUUUUCCCCAAAAAAAUAUGUAAUUACUUAACUAUUGAUUUUUAUAUAUUGUAUUUUCAGGAUGGCCCUUUCCAAGAAUGUACAAAGAGACAAUUAUAAAUCAUAUAGAAACGUUAAUGUAUUACUUAAACAUAAACCAGUGUUCAGUUAUUUUACUCUGUAUGAGUCAGCUCUAAAGAAUGAGUUAAGUAUUUCAUGAUUUAUUUCGUUAAAUUGUAUGUAUACUAUGAAAGAACAAUAUUCAGUGACCUUUUAUGUGCUGUUUGAAUUAGUCUCUAACUGGUCUUCCUCCCAAACGUCCCCGUUCAGACGCUAAAACAUACCUGAAGUAGUUGUUAAUGCAACAAGGGAUGUGAUCCCAACUGGCUUCCCACCUACAAACACUGGAAGUUGUUUUUGUUGGAAAGCACGGUCAAGCCAACAAUGGCAAUGUUUUUGUAUUUCGUUUUAAAUUUCUUUUUGUAUGGAUAUAUUUGAUGGUGACGGUAGAGAAAAAGUCAGAAAAUGUGAGGAGAAAGUUAUAACAUGCAACAAAGGUUGCUGGCUGGAAUAAUACCUUUGAUGUUGUGAUUAACUGAUUGGCGUCUUAAUCAUUAGGCCUUUAAACAUUUUCUGACAUGCAAAUUAGCACCAAAAACAAAUGACAGCAGAGGUCAAUCAUAAAGAGAAGACUUGGGUAGAAGUGUUCAAUCCUUAACGACGACUCUUCAAACUCAACUGACUAUAUUACAUCACUGUUGUCAGUGGCUUCAAAUCUUUUUGUAAUCAUUGGUGGUUUUUAUGAAAGUCUUUUCAAUGUAAAGACACCAACUUCCUAUUCAUUUUGAACCAGUGUGCAUGAUGGGAUCACAGAGAGGCAGUGAAGACCUCAAAGUUUAAACUGUGACCUGGAAGAAGAUUUUUACCAGGGGACACAUUUCCCCUGAGAAGUAUAUUCUAAAUGACUGUAAAGUUACAACUUCUUAUUUUGCUGCUUUGCUAUUGUAGAGAACAUGUGUAGUUUCCAGCUGUUGCUACUAGAUAGAAGUAAAGAGUUAUAUUUUACUAUUUUACUGAUAACAGACCAUUUCUAUUUUCCUGCCAAGUGGAUUUCUGUAUAAACAAUACUGUAUAUAUUUACCAUGUAAUUCUUCUUCUCUCUUUUUUAACCAGUUAAAUCACAACUAGACUUAUUGUGAGUCAAAUAUCAAUUAUCAGUAUUAUUGUACUUAUUUUGUGAAUGACUUCCUCUGCCUCAUCUGCUCAUUACGAUCAUCUAUAUUGCUGUCUUAUUAUUACAUUAACAAUUAUUUGUACUUUUAACACCAUGUACUGUAUGUAGACUUUUGUACUUGUAUUAUAUUGUUUUUUUGUCUUGCUUAAAUAAAAAUAAAUUAAUAGUUAGUAAACAUUUAGUUUUGCCCUCUUAUGUUCUUUGUCCUGAUGAGUCAGUAUUUGUCCAGUACAAUCUCUUAAAUGGCUCAUUCGAUGGGUGUUUGUAGUCUUUUUGUGCUU